This is a messenger RNA of Ornithodoros turicata, 3689 nucleotides long. Its product is annotated as tyrosine-protein kinase transmembrane receptor Ror-like. Gene Ontology annotation, molecular function: transmembrane receptor protein tyrosine kinase activity; neurotrophin receptor activity; neurotrophin binding. The record is from RefSeq and is a predicted model, not a curated record. NCBI's taxonomy places the organism in Eukaryota, Metazoa, Arthropoda, Arachnida, Ixodida, Argasidae. Bases 171 to 1592 code for a protein of 473 amino acids. Gene Ontology annotation, cellular component: plasma membrane; signaling receptor complex; axon. The transcript has 9 exons. Gene Ontology annotation, biological process: positive regulation of neuron projection development; positive regulation of kinase activity; protein phosphorylation.
GUAGUCGGCGUGGCGGCGUGCACAGGCCUCGAACGAGGGCCCUGUCCUUCAAGAUACCGGGAAACCUGACGAUCGCAUCACGGAAUUUUUGGUCGCCGACCAUCGCGACACGGACUACUGGAACUACCGUCGACGAGCACGAAGUGGACCUGUGCGACCACAACGCCACCAUGUGUGGACCAGAAGCCGGCUGCCACAGUUACAAUGGUUCCUUCAUCUGCAUCUGCAGUGAUCUCACCGUCAAGCGAGCCCAUGAGUCUUGCGCACCACCCGCUCUUGCAUCUACUGGUCCAUCUUCAUCAAACAACACCGCAUCGCAAACACCCACCAACAUCACUUUUUCUCACCAGCAGAUCGCACGGAUGAACCGAAACUACACGAGCAACGGAGACAAAAAUCGGAGCUCGAUAUCCGAAGAGCUGUGGCAGCAACCGGUGGGGGUACCGAAAAGCUCAGCCAUUGUCCUCGGCGGCGCCUUCGCCCUGGGUGCAGCGAUCCUGCUGGCCGUCUUCCUGCUGCGACGAAAGAGCGGACGCCAGGGGGCGGUACCACCGGGGUCUCUCAACAAGUGCAUCCAGCAGUACGUAGCCAACCCCACGUACUACUCGUCUGCACCCGAGACGCCGCUCCACAAGAUCCUGCACGACAUUGAAAUUGCUGCAGAUGCCGUUGUCUUUGUCGAAGAAAUCGGCGAGGGAUGCUUCGGCAAAGUGCACAAAGCUCUCUACACGAAAGCGAAUGGCGAGAAGGAGGACGUGGCCGUGAAAGUUCUUAAAGACACGGCUUCGUCAGAAGUUCAGGACGACUUGGAACGGGAGGUGCAAAUAAUGUCCAGCUUCAAGCACGAAAAUAUCCUCCAACUUCUCGGUGUCGUAUUCGCAGAAUCUGGCAGCAUCCCGUGGAUGGUGUUCGAAUAUAUGCAGUACGGUGACUUGGCUGAACUUCUGCGACAGAACGCAUUCAGCCGUGGAUCUGCAUCUCGUUCGGCCCUGCCCAACCUAACCCUGGGGCACCUGCCUUCCAUUGCAAUCCAGAUUGCAAGCGGCAUGUACUACCUCUCUUCGCAACAUUUCGUCCACAGAGACUUGGCAACGAGGAACUGUCUCGUCGGGGACAACCUGUCCGUCAAGAUAUCGGACUUUGGCAUGUCUCGAGACAUCUAUACGUGUGACUAUUACAAGAUCCGCGGGUCAAGAAUGCUUCCCGUGCGGUGGAUGGCGCCGGAGAGCAUCAUGUACGGCAAAUUUACGUUGGAGUCGGACGUCUGGUCUUACGGCGUCGUACUAUGGGAAAUAUUCACCUUUGGGAAGCAGCCAUAUUACGGCCACUCCAACGAAGAGGUUGUAAAGCUUAUUCUGCAAGGAAUCUUGUUGAGCCCGCCGGAAGAAUGUCCGUCCUUCAUCUGCAGCAUCAUGGCUGCCUGUUGGAAGACGGAGCCCAGGGACAGGCUUCAGUUCGCCGACAUUUAUAAGCGACUUCAAGAGAACAGUUCCUCAUCGGACGACCUGGACGUCUUGGAAGAGGAACUCGACUCGGAGGACUAUCUGGUUCCGAAAGCCGCAGCUUCUGGGUUGCGGCACCAGCCCUGGUAAUUUACACGUCCUGAAGAAACCCCGGAGAGCCCAGCGCUUCAGAAGAGACUGCUGUUCGCUGCACGAAGCGGGAUCCGCGGGACAGUGUCACUGAAAACGUGCACCUAGUCUGCGGACACCUAGAGUUAGCUGGGACCAUAGGGAUGUUUUACCCCCGCCAUUUUCUUAACCACUCUCAAGCGCGGUCGCUUGUGGCAAAAUAACUAUCUUGUCCUGACCACACCUCAUAGGCAACAUCAUUUGGAGGUCACGUGACUUCGUUUCUACACCAUUUGGGCGCUUGCCGAGAUUUUUUCCACGAGCGCAAUAACGCAUUAAAUUAACGAAUUCUGGUGUAAGUUGCUUCUUCCUCAACCAUAUUCCUCCGAGAGCAUCGUAUCGGCUGAGUGAGCGCCAGGGUCGUUAUCAUUGGAGUGGCCAGAUGUGCACGAGUCCACACAUGUCGACUCAACGUUGUGCCGACCUACGUGUUUUACUGGAAGUAACCAUCUUUAUGGUUACGUGUAACAAUGGCGGCGUCUAUAACGUGCAUAACUAACUCUCAAUUGAAAUUGUUUGUAUAACGAGCUUUACUAUGACGUGUGGCCAGGACCAACCCAAAGUGCAUGGCACGAGUCAAGCACGUUGCAUGGAGCGAAAGGCAAGGGCACAUCUCUGCAUGACUUGAAAACCCGAGACGAGGUAGGGACGAUAACAGACAAACACAAACACGGUCUACCUACCUGGCCCUACCACGCCCUACCUCGUCUCGGGUUUUCAAGUCAUGGAUCGUCACCACCAGCUCGCUUGCUACCUAACUUUCCUUUCGUUAGCACCUCUGUGGCUUGGGCUGUCGGUGACGGCGAAGCGUGACUGGUUAAGCAUGGGAUAUUCGUUGGUCCUGAGGAGGUGAUGUUCACUAUUAUUUAUUCUCAUCGGAAACUGGACCACAUCGAAAACAAUACGAGCCAUAAAUAGACGCGAUUUAGUCAUUCAUCUGAAGUGAUUAAGCAGUUCAAAAUUGAGUUGGGAACAGCUUUUUCUUUCUCGUGAUUAUAGUCGUUUCCGCUACACCUGCAAUAUGUCCUGUGGUGACGCUGACAGUCUUCCCAUUUGAUGCAUUUUAAAGCUAUAUAUUUCCAACACAUCACACUCGAAACGUUCUGAAAUACACAGGGCCGUCCAAGGCUAUAUAUUUUACAAUUUAUCGGCGGCCACCCUGCGUUUCUAAUGUCACAUCUCUGAACAAUUCUGUCAAAGAUGUUCCCUCAUGCACAGUAUUUUGAAAGCCUGCAAGUUCUUGCACGGGAGUCUCGCAAACUUGUGCUUGGUUGUGUUGUUACGUUACGUGCUGGGUAUUCGCACCUGACCUAGGAUAUCUCUGAGGAUACCACUGUCAACUACAGAAGGAUACCACGUACCUUUUGUACGUGUGCGAUCCUGUCCCCAAUUACAAAAUUGAACUUAGUUUCAAACACGGCAGGGCACUGAAUAAGUGGGGUUCCGCGUUUUCGGCAUUUAUGCCUGCCAAGUUUCGUCCGGCAUUUUUCGGAAUUUAUAUGUUUCGUCCAAUGUGGAAAUUUUCGGCAUUUUAGAACGUUUGUGCCAGAAAUAGCUGCUGAAAAAUCGGCAGAAUUACACAGGGAGGAGCUAUUUCCCUAAAAAAACCGAGUGAAAUACAGCUAAAUGAUGAGAUUACGAAAUGAAACAUGCGUGCAUAUCAAACCGUCAAUCCCUGCUACAGACGAUACUUCAAAACCAGGAUUUUCUUUCACAUAUUCAUCAGGAACUUUCCUCUGGCAUCCCAUUUCGCAGCCGCUGGAGAGACUGCCUUAGGAUUUCGCGCCAACCACCUCAAAAAGACGGCUCCUGAGUCCUGAUUAGACGUGCUAAUCUUCGACUAAUGACAGGUACGGGCAUGAUUCAUUGAAGGACAGCAGCUUAAUAGGAAGACAUUGAAGACGCGAAGGAUUUCCUCUCCUUUGUUGACGGGCUCCCGUUCACCCACUCAUAAGUGUUACAGGGGACGGUUUUAUUCGUAAACCAGAGGUUAGCGGCCCCUCACGGUGGCGGAAGAAACAUAAUCGGGUACCGGCAUUUUCGGCAAGUAGCACCAUA